GCAUGUGAUGUAUUCCGUAUAUUGACUGUAUGAACGAAACCGUUAAGACGUACGGAUAGCGAUGAGAUUUCUAGUUAUUAUAUCUUUAAUGACUGAUAAUUAUUAUAGAUAACAAAAUGUCAACGACCAAAUUGUGGUGCCUUGUUUCGCAACCGAAUUCUGUUGUUCUUGAAGUUGAAGUGGAUCUCAGAGCAAAUGGACAGGAAUGCUUGGAAAAGGUUUGUGAAAAGCUUGGUAUAGACUAUUCGGAGAAGGACUAUUUUGGCUUGCAGUACAGAGGGAAUAAAGGGGAGAACCUAUGGCUGAACAUGAGAAACAGAAUAGACCGACAAUUGUCUGGUCCCCAACCAUUCCGGUUUCAACUGAGAGUCAAGUUUUUUGUUCAGCCCCACAUGCUUUUGCAAGAAAAAACAAGACACCAGUUUUACCUCCAAAUUUGCAUGGAGCUGAAGGAAAAGAAACUGUUGGUGUCAGAUGAAGACCAUUUGGUCAGAAUCAUGGCUCUGAUGGCCCAGGCGGAGCAUGGGAACCAAGCCAACACUGAGCAACAGAUUCUGUCCUAUCAAAACCUAAUCCAGGGAAUCGUUUCAUCCUCCGAUGAUUUCCUCACCAACCUGGCAUACGAGCAUGCCAAUUACCGGGGAAUGUGCCGACUUUCAGCGGAAUACAGGGUAAUCCAAGAGGUUUCAGCCCUGCCGGGAUAUGGCAUGGAGUACCAUGAAGCCAAGAACGAAGCAAAUGAGGAUUUAGUGGUGGGGGUGGGGCCAGAGGGUGUUGUUAUUUAUGACAGCAACAUGACAGAGUUUUCAAGAUUCCCUUACCCAAUAGUUCAGAAGGCCGUCCACAAUGGCAAGAAGUGCUUGUUGUGUGUGUUCAACGAGGAUGGAGAAACAACACACGAGGAGUUCAAGAUGGUGAGCUGUAAGGCAGCAGUGGCUCUGUACCGCAGCAUCACGGAGAUGCACUCAUUCUUCAGGUGUGACACGAUCAACAGCGAGGUAUUCUCCCAGGUCAGUCAGGAUCUGAAGGGAGUUCUGGCCUCCAUCUUCCUCAAGGAGAACAACUCAGUUGGUAUGAACUACGUGUUUGAUGUGCAGCACACCUUUAGAGAGGUUUACGACAGCACAAAAAGGAAAAUAUUCAUGUCGCAGCAGAGUCUGGAUGAUCAGGGCCAAGGUCACUCCGAAUCAGAAAUGGAUACCACCUAUGAAAACCAGGAUGUCUCAAGUAGCUUUGAGAUGUACAAGAAUCAGUUGCAGAAAAUUCAGGAAGGUUUUGUUUGCCGUGUGUGCAUGGACAAAGAAAUUUCAACCACACUGUGCCCCUGUGGUCACAUGGUGUGUUGCUCGGAGUGCGCUGAUAGACUAGAUGAGUGCCCUGUGUGUCGGACAGCGAUAAACAAAAUUCAGCCUGUGUUCCUCCCCACCCCAGUAAUGGCUGCCAAUGGUUAGUUGUCCUCACAUGACCAUGGAAAACGUUUGACUGUGAUAGCCUCGUGUGUGGGGGGACGGAGGGAUAUUGCCGGAUCAAUGCAAUAAAUAUUUUUUUGUGAUUUUUACUCUGUAGAUUUUAUCGGGAAGUGUGCAUAUAGAACAUGUUCAUCAUCACAUUUCAUGUUGUUGAAAAUCAUUUUUGUUAAUAUCGAGUUCAUCAAUCUCAUUCAUUAUUUUGUUACAAACAUGUCUCCAAAAGGUGCAUAUCAUGCAUUCGGCGCAUUUUGUUCAUGAAAAGAUUUGUGACGAUAUUUUAAAGACAAAAUCUCAAAGUAUCAACCUUAUGUUCAUGUUUGACAUUGGUUUUAAUUCACUUCUAUGACUGACCAUGAUUUACAGAGUACCUGUACAGGUAGAUGAAAUUUCUCAGGUGAAAGCACUGAAUUUUGCAAAAAUGAUCAUUUGUGUUCCAAAUCAUUUGAAACAUCUUCAGAUAUUUGAAAAAAAUUCUACCUCUAAUUAUGAGUUCAAUACUUAAAAAAUAUCAAUGAAAUAGUAGUGAAUAAUUGUUUGACAUGUACAUUGUAUUACAUUGAACACAGUACAGGAGAGGAAUCUUACUUUAAAAAAUCUAACCACCCUAGUUUUAUUUUUCUAUCACUAUCAUUGAUCUGAACAGAUUUUUAGUACUGUAAUAGUGGAAAGGUUUACCUGGGGGAAACUUGCAAAUGACUUUACAUAAUAUUUAAUGCCCAUGAGUCGGACACAUUUAUAAUUAUUAUUUCGGUUUUGAAAAAUGCCAAAGCUUAACAUGCAGAUCUUUAAGUUUGUAAACUUUUCCAUGUCUACAAUAUCUUUCAUACAUGUAUUUAAAUUGCUGUUUAUAUAUAGUUUCUCUUUGGUUUUGUUUUUUCUUUGCAACCUCUACCAGCAUUUUUUUUAUCUAAGUUAUUAUUUUUCACUUUUUACAAGUUACAUGCUAAAGUCCUAAUUAAUACAGGUGGCGCUUUUGUUACCUUGAUUGAUUGACAUUUUUACUUUUUCAAAUGUCAAAGAACUUUAGUCCCAACAUGUAACAUGUAUUUAUUUCUAAUUGUUCACAGGGUAUACUGCCAUUACUGUGUGCUGUAAUAUGGUUUUUUUUGCACUGUAAAACUAUCGGGAAAAGAUAAUGUAGAUCUGAUUGCCUCAGUUGGAGUUCAGCAUCACAAUUAAUCCAGUUAAUGUUAUUUGUAUAUAGGAUGUUUUGCUGUAAACAUUUUACAUUUGGCUGUGUAUUUUAUUUAGUGUUUUUGGCUGAAAACGGCUUCCGCUCGAUCAAGUACAUUGAGUCAUACAUUGAUAAAUGCCAAGCAUAUAUUUAUAAAUAUAGGUGCAUCAAAAUACAUGUAUAUGCUAAUUUAAAUUCACAAAUACUUUUUGAAAAAUAUGUUCCGCCAAAUAUUGUACACACCAAAUUGAAUAUGUUUACAGUAUUUUCUCAGCAUUAAAUAUUUUCUAUAUAUACCAGUAAAUAGGAUAUUAAACCUUAAUACAUGUAAUUGAAAAAAAGAUAGAACUGAAAACUGCACUGCAGAAAUAACCUAGCAUGUAUGAUAUGAAAAUUGUAAUUUUUUUUUCAUUUUGAAUUCAAGAGUCAUUCAGAGUUAUGUCACCUUUUUUUUUAAGUAUGGUUGUAAAUUUCAUUGUGUGCGAGUGUAUUUGUACAGACCUUGAGUGGCAAGAAGUGAGGUACCUUAAAGUUUUGAUGUAACACAAUGGGCCACUGUAAAAAGACAUGUUUGAAUGGUUGUAAAGAAAAAAAUUUAAUAUAUAAUCUACUCAAAUAUGUAUCGUGUAAAUAUUGAGAAGAUUAUUUUUGAGGCAUUUUUAAUUACCUUGGCAAAACUGUGCAGAAAAAGAAACAGGAGUAUUUAUCAAAUUAUAUUUUUAUAGACAUAUUUUUCUGCAAUAAUUCAACAGAAAUUUACAUUCCCUUCAUAUUGCCUUCAUCAACCUUACUGACUAGGUAAGAAGAAAGCAUUUGCCAUAAUUAAGAUUUAAACUUGAUAUUUUUAUGGAAGAAAGAAUCUCUUGCUUUGCUUCAGGUCACAUGUUGCCUUUUCAAUCAUUUACCGUACUACAUUUUCUGUUGUUUGUCCAUUUUUGUCAAAGAGCUCGGGCAUGUGUUUGUUUAUUUUGGUUUAUCUACCAUGAAAGAUCAUGACAACCAAAGUCUUUGUUUACCGGUACUACCAGAGCUGAAAAAACUGCCUGAUGAUUUUAAUUAAUUUGUGUUUUUCUUGCCCUUUGUUUUGAUUUUUUUUUUCAUCAGCAUCACAAUUUUUAAUUUUAUUUGCUUUUAUUUGGAUAUCAAAGAUUGGUCAUUA
Messenger RNA from Magallana angulata, 3802 nucleotides. RefSeq names its product E3 ubiquitin-protein ligase MYLIP-like. Gene Ontology annotation, biological process: ubiquitin-dependent protein catabolic process. The record is from RefSeq and is a predicted model, not a curated record. Bases 117 to 1451 code for a protein of 444 amino acids. NCBI's taxonomy places the organism in Eukaryota, Metazoa, Mollusca, Bivalvia, Ostreida, Ostreidae. Gene Ontology annotation, molecular function: ubiquitin-protein transferase activity. Gene Ontology annotation, cellular component: cytoskeleton. The transcript is spliced from 6 exons.